Molecule: messenger RNA, 2132 nt
Organism: Cajanus cajan (pigeon pea)
Lineage: Eukaryota; Viridiplantae; Streptophyta; Magnoliopsida; Fabales; Fabaceae
Source: RefSeq, a predicted model, not a curated record
AAAACAGCAAUAGUAAAUAAGUCACAGAACAUAGCAAGCUUAAUCAUUACUCAUUAGUAUCCAUGGCGGAACAGCACCAGAAGCUGCACAUUGCUGUGUUUCCAUGGCUAGCCUUUGGUCACAUAAGCCCAUUUUUUGAGCUUUCAAAGCUCAUAGCUCAAAAGGGUCACAAAAUUUCUUUCAUUUCCACUCCUAGAAACAUCCAUCGCCUCCCUAAAGUUCCCCAAAAUUUACAAGCUUUGGUGGAUCUGAUAGAACUUCCACUUCCCCAUGUUGAAAAGCUCCCUCAAAAUGCAGAGGCCACAAUGGAUGUUCCUCUCCACAUUGUUCCAUACCUCAAGAAGGCUUUUGAUGGUUUAGAACAACCUUUGAUGAAGUUUCUGGAGACAUGCAAACCUGAUUGGAUCAUAUGCGACUUUGCACCACACUGGUUGCCCCCAAUAACUUCUAAGCUAGGUAUCUCAUGCAUCUAUUUCUCUAUUUUUAGUGCAUUUGCUUUGUCUUCCAUUUUGGAUUUGUUUUUCAUCCGAAAGACAAGUGAAUCUCCUGAGGACAAAGCUCUUGCUGAUGACCACGCUGUGCAAAAUGAAUCUGGGGUUUCAGACUUGUUUCGACUAACAGAAAUCCUGAAGGGUGUUGAAGUGAUAGCUGUAAGAAGCUGCAUGGAGAUUGAAGGUGAUCUUCAAUUGAUGUUUUGGAGUAUUAGAUUGAUGAAGAUUCCUAAUUCAGAAGCGUGUUAAUAAAAUUUGGGCUUUAUGAUGUUCUAAACAUUCAGAGUGAAAGGAGUUCUCUUUACACUUUGUUGUUGUAUUUUCAAUUUGUAUUGUCUCUCCAGAUAGAGUUACUUGCUAAAGAAAAAAAAAUUAGUUUGGUGUUGUUUUCUUCUAUAGUUUAUUAUGAACAAUGACAAAGUGUAUGCAUUGGUUUAUUGUUUGUAAUUGAUCCACCAUUUAAUUCUAAUUGUGUUUGUUUGUUGAGUUGGUUGGUGGUGUUAAAUGUGAUGCUAAUUGUUUUGAUGUGAUUUUGAAGUCAUUUAGAAAUCAUAUAAGUAACUUGUAUUUUAAGCAAGUAAAUUAAGAUAAAAAUUUAUUUUAUAUAUGUGAAUAUUAUUAACAAUAUCAAGCAAGACACAAUCAAUGGGAUUAAAUUGACAGAUAAAGAGCAAACAGAAUCAACUAUUAUUAAGGAAACAGAUUGCUACAAAUCAAAAACAAAUCAGCCAAUAUUCAGGAAAUCUGGUGCAGCAAAUCAAUUAUAAUUAGGAUUGUUUUAUUUCAAAUAAUGGAGCAUCAUUUGCUACCUUAUUUAGAAAUCAGCCUUUAUCACUAUUUGUAAUAUAUUUAUCCUCUCACCCUUUGUUUUCAAGUAGUGUUCAAGUUUCUGUUUUACAAAAGAUUAAAUUCAUCUUCCAAUUUUCUUCUUGGUAUCAAGAGCCUUUGUGAACACCAUGACAUCCUUAUCUCUCAAUGUUGGUAAUUUCAUUACCCUCAAACUCACACUAGCAAACUACCCAUUGUGGCGUGAACAAGCUUUAGCACUUGCAGAAAGUCAAGAUCUGGUGGGACAUCUCACAAAUGAAGAUUCUACCCCUACUCAAUACACCACUCCAGAUUCCAAUAACACUACAAACUCAGGAAUAUUUACCCCAAAAUUAACUAAUGAAUUUGUCACCUGGCGCAAGGCAGAUCGUCUUCUUCGAGGAUGGAUAAUCGGAACACUUUCUGAAGAAGCUCUUGGCCUCGUUAUUGGCCUAGACACAUCCUAUGCAGUUUGGGAUGCACUUAAGGAUGCAUACGCAGAAGAUUCUCAAGAACGUGAAUUCACGCUCCGCCAACAAAUUACAUAUCUCCGCAAAGAGGAUGAUCGCACUGUUGGAGAACACAUUCCCAUCUUUAAAGGCCUAUGUGAUAACUUAGCAGCUAUUGGGAAACCUAUCCCAGAUAAGGAAAAAGUUUUCUACAAUACCUCACUUUUACCCGUCCUGACCUUUCAUACAGUGUUAACUAUGUGUCUCAAUUUAUGCUUGCUCCAACUAUUAUGCAUUUCAAAAUGGUUCGGCGUAUCUUGCGAUAUGUUAAAGGCACUAUUAAUGUAGGUUUACAUUUUACUUCUAAAACUACACUUGAUCUUUU